Molecule: messenger RNA, 1377 nt
Organism: Schizophyllum commune H4-8
Lineage: Eukaryota; Fungi; Basidiomycota; Agaricomycetes; Agaricales; Schizophyllaceae
Product: ClpP/crotonase
Exons: 8
Coding region: 1-1377 (458 amino acids)
Biological process (GO): L-valine catabolic process
Cellular component (GO): mitochondrion
Molecular function (GO): 3-hydroxyisobutyryl-CoA hydrolase activity
Source: RefSeq, a predicted model, not a curated record
AUGUCGACAGACGCAUCAGCCGCACCGGCUGCAGAGGUCCUCAUAUGUCCUCAGCCGCUGGUUAAGCUUGAGUCUGUGCUCUCCAUGCGCAACUAUGUGCUGAACCGGCCAGCAAAGCUCAACUCGCUGAACACGGAGAUGCUUGAGCAGCUGCGACCGAAGAUCGAGGAGUGGAACAGAUCGGACAUUGCCUCGACAAUUGUGGGAACUGGCACUGGCCAAAUUGCGCUGGAUUCUCAAGAUGAGGGCAAGCGCCCCACAGCCAUCCGCUUCUUCAAGCGCGAGUUCGAGCUCGACUACAUUCUUGCCUCCCUCAACAAGCCCUACGUCGUGGUUAUGGAUGGCAUCACGAUGGGAGGAGGUGUCGGCCUUUCCGCACCUGCGCCAUUCAGAGUGGCGACCGAGAACACGGUGUUCGCGAUGCCGGAGACCAACAUCGGCUACGUGCCAGACGUUGGCGCAAGCUACUACAUGUCCAGGCUGGACGGCCAGCUCGGCACUUAUCUCUGUCUCACGGGCACAACUUUGCGAGGACGCGACGUCUUUGAGGCAGGCUUUGCAACACACUACAUCCCAUCCCGAAGGGUACCGUCCCUUCUGGAGCGCCUCGCCAGCGUCGAGGAGUCUAAUUUGACCCUCGUUGACCGCACAAUCGAGGAGUUGUCUUGCGAGCGGCAGCCUGAGGAGGGCCCUUUCCACUUGACUGGGGAAGUUCGCGUCGCACUCGACACUGCCUUCAGGCAUGACACCGUCGAGCAGAUCGUGGAGGAGCUUGAGGUCAUGGCGGAGAAGGACAGCAGUGAGGCUGUCAGGCAAUGGGCAUCUCAGACGCUGUCCACGUUGAAGGUCCGGAGCCCGACAAGCCUGAAGUUGGCACUCUAUGCCAUACGCCAGGGCAAAAACUUGAACUUGAUCGACGCUCUGAGGAUGGAGCAUCAGCUAGCGACUGCCUUCUGCAAUCAAGCUUCGCCUGACUUCGUCGCCGGUAUCACCAACGUGCUCCUUACGAAGUCAAAGGAGCCCACAAAAUGGCAGCCGGACAACCUCCAGGGGGUCACCAACGAUAUCAUCGCCCGCUUCGUCGACAAGAAGUCCCCUUUCGUCGAUACCAAGGGCCAAUCCUUCGACAUCCCCGCCGACCUCGCGAAGAAGCCGCUCCCCUUCCCCUACCUAUACGCGCUACCCGUCGAGGACGAGAUCGCGGCGAUGGUCAAGGGUUCGCACAAGGAGAGCGGCGGCAACGCGCUUAAGCGGAAGGAGGUCAUCGCGAACUUUGACCGCCUGCGGGAGCACAAGAUGGGCGUGAAGGAGAAGGUGGAGGAGGUGCUGUCGCGGCGGUGCACGGAAGACAAGGACGGGUUCCUCGUGUGGAAUUGA